This is a messenger RNA of Hyposmocoma kahamanoa, 4992 nucleotides long. RefSeq names its product zinc finger protein OZF-like. The transcript has 17 exons. Gene Ontology annotation, cellular component: nucleus. Gene Ontology annotation, biological process: regulation of transcription by RNA polymerase II. Gene Ontology annotation, molecular function: DNA-binding transcription activator activity, RNA polymerase II-specific; RNA polymerase II cis-regulatory region sequence-specific DNA binding. The record is from RefSeq and is a predicted model, not a curated record. The coding region runs from base 58 to 2001 and encodes 647 amino acids. Lineage: Eukaryota; Metazoa; Arthropoda; Insecta; Lepidoptera; Cosmopterigidae.
GUAUGUUUGCAGGUGUGUGGCAAAGUUCUCUCAUCAGCUUCAUCCUACUAUGUUCACAUGAAACUUCACUCCGGAAAUAAACCCUUCCAGUGCACGGUUUGCGACGCAGCAUUUUGCCGCAAGCCGUACCUGGAGGUCCACAUGCGCACGCACACUGGCGAACGCCCCUUCCAGUGCGACCUCUGCCUCAAAAGAUUUACGCAAAAAUCCAGCCUUAAUACGCACAAGCGCGUACAUACCGAUGAGCACAUGCGCGCGUUGAUGGUGAAGGACCGCCCCUACAAGUGUGAGCUCUGUCAGAUGCGGUUCACGCAGAGCUCCAGCCUCAAUCGCCACAAGAAAAUUCAUACCGAGGAGCACAGGCGCGCGCUGCUGGCUAAGGAACGCCCCUACCAAUGCGGCAUCUGCUUUGUGAGAUUCACCCAGAAAUCGAGUUUGGGCCGGCACGGAAAAAUACACACUGAGGAGCACAGACGAGCCCUGUUAGAGAAAGCGCGGCCGUACCAGUGCCACAUCUGUUUUAUGCGCUUCACUCAGAAGUCCAGCCUGGGCCGACACGGAAAGAUACACACUGAGGAGCACAUCCAAUCGCUGAUCAACAAAGUGCGCCCCUAUCAAUGCGACAUCUGUGACAAGCGGUUCACGCAGAAGUCCAGCCUGGGCACUCAUAAACGUAUACACACCGGCGAGCGCCCGUUCCAGUGCACCGUCUGCCUCAAGUCCUUCACGCAGAAGUGCGCGCUCAAUUUGCACGAAAAGAUACAUACGGUGCAAGGGCGCCCUUACUCGUGCGGGCAAUGCCCGGCCGCGUUCGCUCGUCGGCCCUACCUGGACACUCACAUGCGCACGCACACAGGCGAGCGGCCCUAUCAGUGCGACGCGUGCCUCAAGCGCUUCACGCAGAAGUCCAGCCUCAAUAUUCAUAAGCGGACGCACACAGUCCAGGGCAGACCGUUCCAGUGCCUGUCGUGUCCCGCCGCCUUCACGUGCAAGCAGUACCUCGAGAUUCACACGCGCACCCACACCGGCGAGCGACCGUAUCAGUGCGACAUCUGCCUCAAACGCUUCACGCAGAAAUCCAGUCUCAACAUCCACAAACGGACGCACUCAGUGCAAGGGCGGCCCUUCCAGUGCCUGUCGUGUCCUGCGGCCUUCACGUGCAAGCAGUACCUGGAGAUCCACAACCGCACGCACACCGGCGAGCGACCUUAUCAGUGCGACGUAUGCCUCAAGCGAUUCGCGCAAAAGUCCACACUUAACAUACACAAAAGAACGCACACAGUGCAAGGGCGCCCGUACCAAUGCAUGGAGUGCCCGGCCGCGUUCACAUGCAAGCCGUACCUCGAGAUCCACAUGCGAACGCACACCGGCGAGCGGCCCUUCGAGUGCGACGUUUGUUACAAACGGUUCACGCAGAAGUCCACUCUCAACAUUCACAAACGCAUACAUACUGGAGAACGACCGUACGCAUGUGAUAUUUGCCAAAAGCGUUUUGCCGUCAAGAGUUACGUAACAGCUCACCGGUGGUCGCACGUUGCGGACAAGCCGCUAAACUGCGACCGGUGCUCUAUGACGUUUACAUCAAAGUCUCAGUUCGCACUGCACAUCCGCACGCACUCCUCCGGCUCUUGCUAUGAGUGCAGCGUUUGUGGACGCACUUUCGUGCGGGACAGCUAUCUCAUCAGACACCACAACCGUGUGCACCGCGAAAACCACAGCAACCUGUCCGCAAACAGCAUCUCGAAUCUUGCCAGUGUCGCCACCAACACCAACAACUCGAGCAACAGCAACUUUGACAACUCCGCCGUCUGCGAUUUGAGUUUCGUACCCAUGGUGAACCGGUACAUGACGUCGCAGGGUACCCAGGUGUCGAUGCAGGACAACUCCAGUAAGAUGUCGGCUUUGUCGCCCCAAUCCAUCGCUUCUAUUUCGUCGCCCCCUCCACCGCACACGCCGACGCCACAGCCACAGAUGCCCGGACAGAUGCACCUCACCGACUGAUCGCGAGACCUCUACGCCGCUACAGGUUUCGGUUGAAUAAGUGCAGCCGAAGUGCAGAGCACACAAGCGGGCAGCCUAAAUCAGGAGCAGCUAUUCUUAUAAAGAUAUCGACCAAUCAGGAGAUAGGCAGCUCCUUCUGAUCGUGAUUCGAUCAGCACGGACUAAUGCACAGAUUUAUUGUUUAUUUUUAUCGAGUAUUUAUUUUAUGUUGAGUUGUCGGCCGAGUGUACAAUACAAUAUAGGAGAGCGUUGCGAGCGAGAGGUGAAGUUUUAUGUUGGUCGGUAGGAGCCCUCGGGCACGAUCGGAGGACGUCACAGUCGGAGUAGAGUAGUCACGUAGCGGUACCGCCUAUGAUAAUGCAUUGUGAUUUAUACCCACAACUGUGAUUUAUCCAUACCAUCACACGAUGUAUCGAUUCUCGUGGUGGCAUUCAUAAAUCGAUACUUAAACUCUCAUCAUAGAUUGUAGGCCUAAAAUUUUUGAUCUCAUAUUCUAAUUUGCUUAGUGAUAACUUUCGGAAUCGUGAAUGGUAAAUCUCUCCAACUUGAAAUUCUAAAUUUUAAUGUUUGUCGUUCGCUUGUCAUACACGUCUUAUUAGUGGUAGUGAAAUGUAACAAUAUCUUAUUGCGAUGCUUUAACUUAGAUCGUGUCAGUGUAUAUGGAGUUCAGUAAUUUUAUACAACUUACCGUCGAGAGGUAAAACUAUUUUAAUCACUGAGAAUUGUAAAGGGCUCUAGAUAAUACUCCUCGUAAAUAAUCCGUAAGAGAUGCUUUAAACAAACUCAGGUUCUUAUAAUAAUGAUAAGUACAAAUAAACCCAUAAACCGAAGAGUCCUCAGAGGAAUAUGAAAGCUUCACAAUAUUAACUUUAAUAUGAUGUUUAUUGGAGAAAUCCAGAGAAGUGCCUGUUGCAACAUAAAUUGGCAAUAUUUUUUACUCGUAUUGCGUUCGGUGUUAUGUUCAGUGUUUUGUGCGGCGGCGGGGGCCAUGGGGCCGCGCGUCUCGGCAAUAAGCGCCAGCCGCGGGCCGUAGCAAGUUUCACGUGUAUGACUACGCGCUUGGCGGUUGGCUGUGAUCGUGCGGUUGCACACACAGAGCGUAUAAUUUGUGAAGCUUCUUACUAAAACUUUGUGUGCCUUCUAGCGGAUAGCGACAUUAGGCAAUAUCAUCGUAACACCAUUAAAUACACUUCAUAUAGAUUUCGAUUUAUGGUCUCGUAAUCAUGUACAUCAUAUUAACGUUCACUGUAGGGUAUUACUGUUCGUUUGACAGACGUUUUGGUGCGGCUCCAGCGUGUUUAUUUCCGUACUGUUUUCGAAUAUUGUAAUAGAGUUAUGAAUAGUGAUAGCGCAGUAGUCUUCCAAUACCUUGAGACAGUCGUACACGCGAGUGCAGCCAGCGAGUCCGCUGCGGGGGUUCCAUAUGGUUUGCCAUUUUUGAUAUCAAAGAUAGAUUGGUGCCAUUCUAUGUAAAUGAUGCGGUAGAGUAAGUUUAGUUAAGUCUGCUGGUCAGGGUAGAAAUGGAAAUAAAAUAUUGUACCUAAAAAUCUUCUCGUGUGUUACGUACCGACAUUUUAUACCUAUUUUUUAUUUUAUACUUAGUAUAUUAGAUAUUAUUUUCUUCCUACGUUGUUGUUUUCAAAUAUACAUUAUUUUAUUUCCACAUUGUUGUGUGUGGUGUCCAUGUGCUGGGUCAGAUGUGUAAAUAUCGGUAGGGUUUAUUUAUUCAGACGCGUUGGAAAGAGAAACAACUCAAAAUCUGAAUAGAAAUAUGAUUUGUAGAAAUGUAUUCUACAAUCAUAUCACUAAAAUUAUGUAUAUUGUCGAACUGAGAAACACACGAAAGUGGAUGUAGAGUAUUUAGCGCAGAACUAUACUUUGGGUAAUGUAAAUCAAAAUUUCCUUGUAGAAUGUACAUAUACAUACAUACAUAAAAUAAUAUAUACAUAUGGAUGUUGUUUGAUAGUCCUCAAUAUUUUUUUAUAUUUUGAUAGUUCUGUAUUUGAUGGAAACACGAAAAAUAAUAGGCCAAUAACUCAUUUAAUCAUUUAAAAAAUAAAAUUAGAAAAAAAUGUACACGAUAAAAUAAGAUGUCUUUAAUAAGAUAAAUGCAUUUAGUUGCCCAGAAGUUGUAGGGAGUAAUAACAACCUCCAUGAUUUUUAAAUUUUCCUACAUUAGUAAGUCUCUUACCAAGCCAUUGAUAACAGUAUUAUUUAGACAAAUUAGACUUUGGUUUAACGAGUAGAAUUUAAAUCUUUCAGCUAUCUUUAUUGAUGGAUCACCAUUAUGUAACCAGUUAUCAAUAGUCGUACCGCACCGGCGGCCGCGCUGCGCGGCGCCGGUGUUACCAUAUUUAUCAAUAGUUUGUAAUAAAUGGGAAUAGAAACACCAACAUAGUGAAUUAGGUACAUAUGAAGAUACAUAUAUAAUAAAACGUAUAUUUUAUCACUUCUCCGUGACUCGGCGAGGGCAGCUGUUUCUUUUUAUUGAUUCUAGAUUUUAGUAAUAUAUUUUUGUUAACUUCUAUGUUCGCUGUCUUUAUUAUUGUUCAUCCCCUUUAUAUUGACUUGUCGUUAUCACCUGGCCGAGGCACUGGAGAAGUUUAAAGUCGAAUGGUCCCUGUCGGUUGCGAUACGUGUUUGAAUAUCUCGAUCCGUGUAUUUUGUGGUAGAGAUUUAUUUAUGGGAAUUAAUGUAGUGAUCCCAAGGAAUAUGUUUCGCAAGGGGUUGGGACCCAGAUUAGAGAAGUGAAGAAUUACAAUUUGUACGCCAAUCCGCAGAGACAGGACGCAUUCCCUGAGAGUACAAUGGAUCUACAAGUUGUGCGUCUUCACUGUGCAAACUAUUUUACAUACCGAUGUUAGUUACUAAACUUAGAGGGUAAUAAUGAGCCAUUUAAAUUUACGUAAUCGUAAAGUGUUAUAAGUUUGUAUUCUCUUUCUCUACUUAUUUUCGAACCGUAGAAAAGACUGAAUUACUUUAAAGCGAAAG